GAACUAAAACAGAGUCCGACAUGGCUGACGCCGCGAAGAAACAAAAGGCCGAAAAGAAGGUUUCCGUCAAAGAAGGCGGCGAGAAAAAAGCCUCCAGAAGGCCCGUAAAAAGGCACGGCAGGUUAUAUGCCAAAGCUAUCUUUACAGGUUAUAAACGUGGACUCCGUAACCAGAAUGAAAACACUGCUCUUUUGAAAGUAGAAGGCACCACAAACAAACCAGAAAGUUGGUUCUAUGUUGGCAAACGUUGUGUAUACGUAUACAAAGCCAAAAACAGGACUUGUGUGCCUGGAAAACCAAAAACAGUUAAAUCCAAGGUACGUGCCAUCUGGGGCAAAGUGACAAGACCACACGGCACCAGUGGCUCAGUUAGAGCAGUCUUCAAGAGAAACUUACCUGCUAAAGCUAUGGGACAUCGUAUUCGUAUUAUGUUGUACCCUUCCAGAAUAUAAGUUUUUACAUUGUAACAUAAAUUAAAUAUAAAAAAUAUAUCAAUAAGUUAAUUGAUAAAAA
This is a messenger RNA of Brassicogethes aeneus, 513 nucleotides long. The record is from the annotation of a GenBank genome assembly. Lineage: Eukaryota; Metazoa; Arthropoda; Insecta; Coleoptera; Nitidulidae.